Messenger RNA from Medioppia subpectinata, 712 nucleotides. NCBI's taxonomy places the organism in Eukaryota, Metazoa, Arthropoda, Arachnida, Sarcoptiformes, Oppiidae. The record is from the annotation of a GenBank genome assembly.
CUCUAUUUCACUUUUACUGUCAAUAAAAGGCGUUUUUGAAUGAGUUUUUAGAUUAAGUUUUGUUGACUGAAGACAUGACAAGACAUGAGGACAUCCAUCAACUGAACUGACAAUUUGGCCAUUGAUUCACGCAAUCCAAUCAAUCCAAUGAUACCAUUGUUUACAGUUAUUGGAGGCGAUGAACAAGUUUUGUCACUUUAAUUGACAAAUACAAGAGUUGACAGUGUUUUGAGGCGUUUCGUUGGAAGUGUUUAAGUGAUCGUCUGAAGACAUGUCGGACAAAGAUUUCUCGCCGUUGAGUAAUGCCUGCGUUCGGGCACUCAAUGACAAACUCUAUGAUAAACGUAAAGCAGCCGCUCUUGAGAUCGAAAAAAUGGCCAGAGAUUUCAAUACAGUUGGGAAUGUCAUCCAAAUCAAGAAAUUGCUAAAAAUAUUGGGCGAAGACUUCUCACUGUCUAAUAAUCCCAAUUCGAGAAAAGGAGGUCUCAUAGGGUUGGCUGCGAUGGCCAUCGCUUUGGGCAGAGAGUCGACGCCAUAUAUCAGUGAUUUGAUUCGUCCGAUGCUCUCGUGUUUCUCCGAUCAGGACUCGAGAGUUCGGUACUACGCGUGCGAAGCCCUCUAUAAUGUGGUGAAAGUGAGCCGAUCCGAUGUCUUGCCCUUCUUUAACGAAGUGUUUGACUCGUUGUCCAAACUGGCGGCCGAUCCCGACCAG